Xiphophorus couchianus (Monterrey platyfish) is the source of this 2568-nucleotide messenger RNA. It is a transcript of the gene tlcd5a, whose product is annotated as TLC domain containing 5a. Gene Ontology annotation, cellular component: membrane. The transcript has 3 exons. Lineage: Eukaryota; Metazoa; Chordata; Actinopteri; Cyprinodontiformes; Poeciliidae. The coding region runs from base 330 to 1040 and encodes 236 amino acids. The record is from RefSeq and is a predicted model, not a curated record.
GUGAAGAGAAAUGGAAAACGCUAUAUUUAAUGUAUUUAAUGAGCCUGUUAUCGCCUACGGCGUGGUUCGAUAUUAUUUACUCAGAACACCUUCCUUGUGUUACUUCGAGCAAUAUAAAAUGUUUACAUUUAUAGUACUCAAUAUAAGCGUUCUGAGAACCAAAGGAUGCUGAUGGAGGCUGUUGCUGCCGGAGCAGCCCGGAUAAAGGACAACAAAUAGCAGCUAGUGUGUCACACUUCUCUUUCCCUUAGAAAACAUACAUAGAGAGGAAAACGGCAAACUGCAUCUAGGCGCAGACACCGACAGAUGUUUACCAAUAAGGGGAGACGAUGUUGCUGCUUGUAGGUUUCACGCUCCUCUGCUUCUGCUGCUGGGCAUCUUUCUACUUCAUCUUGUGCUUCUUCAAUGCACAUAGGAGCGACGAAUGGAACUGUCGCCUCGUCACUUUGGUGCACGGCAUGGUGGCGGUUUGCAUCACAGCUUACAUAGGGUAUGUGGAUGGACCCUGGCCAUUCAGUGAGCCAGGCACCAAGAACACCCCCUUACAAAUAAGUGCCUUGGUGAUCAGUCUGGGCUACUUCAUUUUUGACAUGGCCUGGUGCUUGUACUUCCGCACUGAGGGACGUGUCAUGCUGGCCCACCACACCAUGACAAUUCUGGGAAUCAUAAUAACCCUGUGGCUGGGCGAGUCCGGAAUCGAAUCGUGCGCCGUUCUCUUCGGCAGCGAAAUCACCAACCCCCUCCUGCAGACGCGCUGGUUCCUCAAGCAGACGGGACGCUACGAGACUCCACUCGGGGACGCUGUGGAUGUCCUGUUUGUACUGCUAUUUGUUGUGAUGCGAAUCUUUGUGGGAGGUACAAUGCUGUACUGUGAGCUGAUCUCGCCGAAACCCUUAUUCCUCAUCAAGUGUGGAGGAGUGGCCAUGUAUGCUCUGUCCUGGGCCUUCAUGGUGGACAUUGUUGGCUUUGUAAUACGGAGGGGCAAGAGAUGGCACCAGGAGAGAGACCAACGGCUGAAGGUUGCAGCUAAGAAGCACUGACUGACAUUUCGGCCUCCGAACGAAAUCAGUUUACCUGACUUUAUAUCAGCUUCUCACUUCAGAUACUCAGUGGAUUUUUUCAGUCUGCAGGAAAAUCAGCUUUCUGCAUUGACAGAUUUAGAAUUUUUUUUUUUUUUCGCGUGAAUGGAAUACACUAUGCCAUCUUUUUGAAAAGUCUACUAUGUGUGCAUUAAAAAAAUACAUAUUUUAGUUUUUAUGCACCUGAUGAUUGUUAUUUCAAAGGUACAAACAACAUGUUUAUAACGAGGACUGAAAACCAAAGCACUUUUAUAAAAACACAUGUUGCUUUCAGCUGCUGUGAACUGUGGCCCAGUCAUUUGUGGUGGUGCUGUUCCAAAUAGGGAGUUUACAAUUUAGAAAGCGAGACAGUCAGACCUAGGGGUGACUGUUGAGCAGUUUUUGUCAGACAAUAACAUUAAGACAGCUUUCUUUCAGUUGUUUUGUUUUGUUUGCUCUAAGAGAAACACAGUGCUUAUUUGAAAACACAAUACAGUUUGAGACAUUUUUUUUCCCACUUGCAUUGUGAAUGCGCUAAUAUGAUAGAUCUACGCAAAAUCCUGCGACGUUGUACUUCAUUUCCUUUCUGUGUGAGCUAAAAUGAUCCUGAAUUACUUAUUAACAUUUUACCUUUAUUUGUUGUAUAAAAGCCUCAUUUAAUUGUAAUACAGUAAAAAAAAAAAGCCCAGUGUAACUAGUUUAGAGGAAAUGUAUUUGGUACUAUUACCAUUAUAUUCAAAUAACUGACUUUCACUGAGUGUUUGUGUGAUUGUCGAGAAAGUCCCUUCAGUCUUUGUUGACAGCAGAAAUGACCCUUAUUGCAAACUAACUUUUUGUCUGAAUUUUGUUGUUUUUUAAGGCACUUACGCACUUUUUUAACAUCCAUACUCUGCUGAAUCUUUGGAAAAAACGAGCUCAGUCAGCCAAAAUGUUGGAGAUCAGGUUUGAGCUCAUAGCAUCAAUCCAUGCCAAGGAAGGUACCAAGCCAUCAGCUUUCAUGUUUGCUGACACAAUAUCUUUGUCACGAGGAAUAUGAUCAUUUGUUUGUAAAGAGAAGAAAGUACAUAAAUAAGUUCUCUGUGCCUUAUCUAACACACAUACACCUUGUAUGUGUUAUGUUUUUUCUUUUCCAGUGCUGUGAUCUAAAUGCUCCAACACUAGACUGUAAAGUGAAAACAUUGACAAUGGAUUUAAUUGUCUUUGUAAUCCCGAUUGAAAUAAUAAUAAAAAAAAUCUUUGUGUAUGUUUUCCACAUCAAAAUGUCACCUGAGAAUAAAUAAUUGUCAGUAGCUAAAUCGGCACCACGUAUAUUCAGAUGAACUGAAGUUACCACAACCAUCCACAAGAUGGUGAUGUUCCAAUUACAUUUGAAUGAUAAGUGAGACAAUAUCCUUUUUACUCGUACUGGAUUUAGGUGUUUUAUUUUUGUGCGUGUGUGGGUGUUUUAUCUAUGCAAGAUUUUAAGACUUUCAGAAAGGUCCGUGUGGUUUUUAAAAUGCAAGAUAUAUUU